AUGACAUUCUUCCCUGAUGCGCAGAAGACGGCCCAGGCUGGAAUAGACGUGGUUGUUGGUUCCGAUUGCCUCCCCACUUUUGCUGAUCGCGAUUCUCUCCCAUACACUAAGACGCUUGCGAAAGAAGUCCUACGCUACAAUGUUGUAGUCCCAACUGCUAUCCCCUACCGUGUCACUGAACACGGAUGGAUGCUACAUUCCAAAAGACUCCCUGAUAAUACCUAA
Suillus subaureus is the source of this 225-nucleotide messenger RNA. RefSeq lists its product as uncharacterized. Bases 1 to 225 code for a protein of 74 amino acids. Gene Ontology annotation, molecular function: monooxygenase activity; heme binding; iron ion binding. The record is from RefSeq and is a predicted model, not a curated record. The transcript has 2 exons. Lineage: Eukaryota; Fungi; Basidiomycota; Agaricomycetes; Boletales; Suillaceae.